Messenger RNA from Parascedosporium putredinis, 702 nucleotides. The record is from the annotation of a GenBank genome assembly. NCBI's taxonomy places the organism in Eukaryota, Fungi, Ascomycota, Sordariomycetes, Microascales, Microascaceae.
AUGGUUUCCACGCGCUCCUCUUCCGUCGCUCUCAACUCCACCCCGGAGACGCUGCCCACUCCGGCCAAGACCCCGCGCUCCCGCAAGGCGGCCUCCCGAACCACCUCCUCGGUCUCGGCCUCGGUCUCGGCCGCGCCGUCCGCCUGGUCGCACACCCCCACCGCUCUCACCCUCCUCUGGCUCGCAGUCUCCUUGCCCCUCGUCACCUGGGACACCGGCUACGUGCUUGGUCGACCUCUAACCAUGGAGGGCGGCAGCCUUCACUGGCCCAUCUGGACGCCCUACAAGCUCUACGGCGAGGUCGACCAUAUCUACGGCUGGAAAGCUUUCAACGCCGGUAAUGGCUUCACUAGUGCGCAGGGCACCCUCAACGUCAUUGAGACCGUCAUGUACAUCGCCUAUGUCUACCUCUGGAACAAGAACAAGGCCGCCGAUGGCAGCGUACGGGGCCGCGAAGGCGGCCUCGCCCUCUUGCUUGGCUGGGGCGCCGCCCUCAUGACGUUGAGCAAGACCGUUUUGUACUGGCUCAACGAGUACUAUGCCGGCUUCGACAACAUUGGCCACAACUCUCUUGUGAACCUCAUCUUCCUCUGGAUCAUCCCCAAUGGCGCGUGGCUCGUCUUCCCUACUUACAUGAUCUUUUCCAUGGGCUCCGAUAUCCUCGAUGCCUUCACUCUAGCUAGCCACGACAAGUCUGAGUAA